AAAUUCAAGCAAAAGUAUACAAAUAAACAGAAUUUAUAAAAAUGCGUGCUCAUUUCGCUAGUGACGUUCCUGCUUCACCCGAUACCGAUGAUGGCUUGCAGCAAGACGCCAUCGAUACAAUGGAGCCACAGCCCAAGGUGGCUGGCAACGAAUUCGAAAAUGUAUUACAGGAUCGUAUAUUAGAAUUUAAAAGUGAUUCAUCUAAAAUGGCUGUGGUUGGUGAAUUUAUCGAUGAUGUUUUACAAAAAGCCGAAGAAGAGGCCAAUAAACAACAAAAGGACAAACAUAAAAAUUCGCAACAGGGUAAAAAUAAAACACAAAAACCAAGUUUUGCUAUACCAGAUUUCAAGAACGGCAAAGUUGUAAAUCGAGCCAGAGGAUUUGUGGUGAGACUCUUUGAGUCCAUUUGCAAUUGUGCCAACAAUGCAGCAGCAGCGCCAGUUACACGCUUCAAAUUUCGCAGCGGCAAAAGAGCCUCAACAAGUGGCGAUGCAAUCGAUAACAAUGGCAAAGUGGAGAAUAAUAAAAAGGAGGAAAAAUCCAAAAGAAAUAGUAGUAAUGGCGGCAAGAAGAAUGAUAAGGUAAAACUCGAUGAUACCAAUAAGGAUAAAGACAAUGAAGUACAAGAAACAAUAGAAUUGCAAUAGAUAUUUGAUAUGUGAAGAAUAACUAAAAUGAAAAAUUCAAAAUUAAAGACUUUUUAAUAUAGCAAUACUAAUGAAAUUAUAUAUAAAAAAAUUAAUGAAACAUAUACAAUUUGAAUGAAAGAGAAAUUAAAAAAAUCUGAUUUUGGCUUACUUUUCGAUAGCAUUAUCAAAAGGUUUCCCUACAAAAAACUAAAGUACAUAUAGACUGUCUUACA
Messenger RNA from Calliphora vicina (urban bluebottle blowfly), 862 nucleotides. RefSeq lists its product as uncharacterized. Bases 42 to 647 code for a protein of 201 amino acids. The record is from RefSeq and is a predicted model, not a curated record. NCBI's taxonomy places the organism in Eukaryota, Metazoa, Arthropoda, Insecta, Diptera, Calliphoridae. The transcript has 3 exons.